This is a messenger RNA of Medioppia subpectinata, 609 nucleotides long. Lineage: Eukaryota; Metazoa; Arthropoda; Arachnida; Sarcoptiformes; Oppiidae. The record is from the annotation of a GenBank genome assembly.
GAUAGUGUCGAAGCGUUGGCCGCACAGACAGCUAUCAGUUACGGAUUGGUUGGAAACGGUGCCACUCAUCGCUUCUUUAAGAGCACAAACAUAUCGACGUAUAAAAAGAUGGCGGAGUAUAUGGAGGAGAAUGCAAACAAUGUCCUAAAGUCGAGUAACUCUAUUGGAAGGGAUGCUGUGGAGGAAUCCGAAGGAAAGUAUGCCUUCUUCAUGGAGUCGGCAGUUAUUGAUUACAUUACUGAACGACACUGUAAUCUAACACAAGUCGGGGGACUACUCGACAGUAAAGGUUACGGAAUCGCCACCAAAAAAGAUUCCAAAUACCGAACCCCUCUCUCGGAAGCGAUCGUGAAAUUACAAGAAACGGGAGUUUUGCGGGAACUGAAGAAGACGUGGUGGACACAGAAGGCCGGAGGCGGCGCCUGUCUUAGCAAAGGUACGCCCGCUCUCCUCGAGAUGGGUAUGAAAAACGUCGGCGGAGUCUUCCUUAUCCUCAUUGGGGGCUCUGUUUUCUCCACUUUUCUCGCAUUUUACGAGUUAUUCGUCGAAACAUUAAGGGAGACAUCAAAUAUGGUAAGAAAUCACAUGUUUAAAGAAUUUGUUAUUUGA